Messenger RNA from Spizellomyces punctatus DAOM BR117, 1327 nucleotides. RefSeq lists its product as uncharacterized. Gene Ontology annotation, biological process: peroxisome organization. The record is from RefSeq and is a predicted model, not a curated record. NCBI's taxonomy places the organism in Eukaryota, Fungi, Chytridiomycota, Chytridiomycetes, Spizellomycetales, Spizellomycetaceae. Gene Ontology annotation, cellular component: peroxisomal membrane. The transcript has 6 exons. Bases 19 to 1236 code for a protein of 405 amino acids.
GCUUGUACAUUUCUGCAAAUGCCACUCUUUUCAGCGUCACAAAGAGCCUCGUCUGCCCGGACGUCAAACGCCCAUUCUGGGUCCCUGAGCAAUCUUGUACAUCGCGUGUUGGUCAACACGGCAAAAGAGCAGGAUCGCCAAGAACAGCAGCCGCCAUCCCCGCCGUUAAACUUGGUCACAACCACUCCGUGGAAUGCCACUAGGCUUAUUGUCCGACUUGGGCCGGUGGUUGAAACAUAUGAAAAUUUGGAGGCGGUGGUGCGGUGGAAGGACCCAGUCAAGACCGUUAUCUGGAUGAUCGCUUGGUGUGCGCUGUGCUACUAUCCUACACUCCUCUGCAUUUCCCCCAACCUCUUCAUCAUCGUCAUAAUCUUGCGCAACUUUUACCGAAGGCAACGUGAGGACCAAGAUAACCCACCACCUACGCCACCACCCGUCACAAGCUGGUCGACAAGUAUCGCUGUCGGUUCAGAACCUUACUUGAAAAAUAUGCAGUUUCUGCAAAAUGUCAUGACGGUGUAUUGUGACGCAUAUGACAAGAUCGUUGGUUUCCUCAAGGAUUUGACGUGGACAGAUACUGAGACGACAUCUAGCCUUCUACAGUACGCCCUUGCAUCCAUACCUCUGACAUGGCUAGUCUACUUUACGGUUCCUUUCAACUACCUCCUGAUCUUUGGCGGUCUAUUGAUGUUUCUGCACACCACGACGCAGUUCCGUGCUGUGCACAUCGCGUGGUUGCCCGUGAUGGUCCUUGCAGUGAUCAAGCGCUAUUUGACUACGCUGCUUGAGGCACUCAGGGGCCUAGAACCAUUUCCUCCCCUGAAUAAAGACAAUGGAAUGGUACGCGAGACAGACAAAGUACCUUCUGUAACAGAGGUCCCAGUAACGGUAGCAGUGUUUGAAAAUCAGAGAUGGUGGGCUGGUCCCGGUUGGAUUCCGCACUUACUACCUACGGAGCGACCACCAUGGAGUGAUAGUACCGGUAAAAUUGUCUGUCCGACUCUUGCCGACCACAAGUUACCUGGUCCAGGUUGGGCAUGGGCAGAUCUAGACUGGAAAGUGGAUGCUGAUUGGAUGCCAACGGACACGGAAGGCUGGGUAUACAGUGAUCACAACUGGCUUCAUCCAUCAGGGCAACCGGGACUGGUAUCACUAACGCGACGUCGUCGGUGGGUCAGGUCCAUGCAUCCGCCGAUUGGUGGCAUGGCAACAGGACAGGGAGCAGGAUCAAAAUAAUGCAUCUAUUCACCGAAGCGCAAAAUAUAUGUUAUUUGCAUGUUAAAAAAGUUUCAAUGACUAACUGGCCCCGAGCGCCAGCGCUUUUCCA